Molecule: messenger RNA, 1677 nt
Organism: Galendromus occidentalis (western predatory mite)
Lineage: Eukaryota; Metazoa; Arthropoda; Arachnida; Mesostigmata; Phytoseiidae
Product: CCA tRNA nucleotidyltransferase 1, mitochondrial
Exons: 7
Coding region: 211-1677 (488 amino acids)
Biological process (GO): mitochondrial tRNA 3'-end processing; tRNA 3'-terminal CCA addition
Cellular component (GO): mitochondrion
Molecular function (GO): nucleotidyltransferase activity; tRNA binding
Source: RefSeq, a predicted model, not a curated record
AAACACGCCGCGUGCGUUAUCCGUGACACGUUCACUUGGCCAUGCCGUGAAUUCAAGCUGAGGGAGUGAGGCCAUGCAUGGAAGCCCUCGAAAGCUCUUAGUUGAGCAGGUUUUUCGUACGCUCUGUGUACGCUCAGCUUUAGAAUUAUCUGCAGAAUUCGAACAAGCGUGUGCGGGUUCCCUUUCAAUCGACUCCAUCGAGGUGAACUCAUGUUCCUGAGGAGAGGCCUGCGGUUCAUCACCGACAGAAUAGCAUUUCUGCGAGUGAGGCAUUACUCGGAUGUCCUCAGGGCUGGACGGAGAUUGCGAAGUAAGCGAGUGAAACUCGGAAAGCUAGAAACGAUGAAGUUGGAGAACGAUCAAUUCCGGCGUAUUCUCUCACCAGAGAUGAAGGUUGUCGAAGAGCUCUUCAAGAAAAACGGAUACCAACUCAGAAUCGCCGGAGGAGCCGUCCGAGACCUUCUCAUGGGCAUCACGCCGCACGACAUCGACUUCGCUUCGACCGCAACGCCGACGCAAAUGAAAGAAUUAUUCGAGUCUGAAGGCAUCCGGAUGAUUAACGCAAGCGGUGAGAGACACGGGACUAUCACAGCCCGCGUCAACGAUAAGGAAAACUUCGAGAUAACCACUCUACGAGUCGACACGGUCACCGACGGUCGGCACGCUGAGGUCGAGUUCACUACUGAUUGGCAGAUGGAUGCCAAUCGUCGAGAUCUCACCGUGAAUGCAAUGUUCCUGUCCUUCGAUGGAACCGUGUUCGACUACUUCAAAGGUAUCGAGCAUCUUGCCCAGAGAAAGGUUCUGUUCGUCGGCGACGCCGCAAGGAGGAUCCAAGAGGAUUAUCUCAGGAUACUCCGCUAUUUUCGUUUUUACGGACGACUGGCCGUGGACGAGAACGCUCACGAUGCUUCGACGCUAGAGGCGAUUCGUUUGAAUACGGAUGGACUCGCUUCAGUUUCUGGCGAGAGACUCUACACAGAGCUGCAGAAAAUUGUGGACGGGCGCUUCCACCAUAGCAUGAUUCGCCUCAUGGCGGAGUUGGGGGUGUUGCAAUAUCUUGGUUUCCCACGGAAUCCGAAUCUCGACGAAUUCUCAAGAGUCUGUAAACGUUGCCAGGAUUUAGAAGCACUCGCCCCCACGAAGCUCGCGGCUUUGUUACGAACGGAGGAUGAGAUCAUGCAAUUGCACGCCAGGCUGAAGCUCUCUAACUUUGAAAAGCAUCUCCUCUUAUACAUCAAUCGGUACAGGAACGCUCUCUCGAAUCUGAGCGAUGAAGAAAAGUUGAGGACGAGUCAAGCUUACCUGUACAGGAACGAUUUCAAAUUGGGCGCGCCAAAGGAUAGGCUGAGAUGGAUCAAAGAGCUCUUGAAAUACGAGGGGGAAGGCGACGUUCUCCAAAAAAUGGAAGCUUGGGAUCCACCGAAAUGUCCCGUCAGUGGAUUCGAUCUUCAGCUUUUCGGUUUCCGCAAGGGUCCACAGCUCGGCGAGGUCGUUGGUUCACUGCGUGAAAUAUGGCUGGAGAGCGACUUCACGCUUGGUAAAGAGGAGCUCCUUCAGAGAGCUCGAGUCAUCCGGGAGGAGCUCCGAUCGCGGAGGUCCCGCGAACCGAGUCCAAAGGGAUCGCCAUCACCCGACGGUGAUUGUAAUAUAAUAUCGGAGCGUGAUAAAAAAACAUAA